GCGGUACCAUGGAGGCGGCGGGACAGAGCGGCGCCGCGAUGGCGGCCGCGGCGGCGGAGGAGGAGGAGUACGAGGCAGUGCUGUGUGUGAAGCCGGCCGUGCACGUCUACCGCCUGCCGCCGCGGGCAUCCAACCGCGGGUACAGGGCUGCGGAGUGGCAGCUGGAGCAGCCGGCGUGGAGCGGCAGGAUGCGGGUGACAGCCAGGGGCAGCGUGGCCUUCAUCAAGCUGGAGGAUAAGAACACGGGAGAGCUUUUUGCCCAGGCACCAGUGGAACAGUUCCCCGGCAUCGCUGUGGAGAGUGUGACAGACUCCAGCAGAUACUUUGUCAUCCGGGUCGAGGAUGGGAACGGCCGCCGUGCUUUCCUCGGAGUUGGCUUUGUCGACCGAGGGGAUGCUUUUGACUUCAACGUUGCUCUCCAGGACCACUUUAAGUGGGUGAAGCAGCAGAGCGAGCUGGCCAGGCAGGCCGAGAACCCCGAGCAGGGCCCCAAGCUGGAUCUGGGCUUCAAGGAGGGGCAGACCAUCAAACUGAACAUAGCGAACGUGAAGAAAAAGGAAGGAGCAGCCGGGGCCACCAGAGCCCGGCCUGUGGCUCCUGGGGGCCUGAGCUUGCUCCCACCGCCUCCGGGAGGAAAACCUCCUUCUGGAGAGCGCCCAUCUUCACUCUCCAAUCCCACCCAGCUGCCAGGCACCCCCAUCACAGACUCCCUCUUGUCCUGGCCACAGCCGACUGCUGCUCCCUCUGCCUCCAGCAGUGAUGUGUGGGGAGACUUCGCCAAAGCUUCAGGGUCAGCUUCUUCCCAGACAAACACAGGGUGGGUUCAGUUCUGACCCCAUCCUCUCAGCUGCUCUUCCCUGCACGGGUGCUGGGAUCAUUGGGAUUCCUUCAGGACCAAAGCAGCAGCUUCAGGACACCCCGCUCCUGCCCUUACAUCCUGCCUGG
Molecule: messenger RNA, 945 nt
Organism: Neopsephotus bourkii (Bourke's parrot)
Lineage: Eukaryota; Metazoa; Chordata; Aves; Psittaciformes; Psittacidae
Gene: NECAP2
Product: NECAP endocytosis associated 2
Exons: 8
Coding region: 9-833 (274 amino acids)
Biological process (GO): endocytosis
Cellular component (GO): clathrin vesicle coat; membrane
Source: RefSeq, a predicted model, not a curated record